Lytechinus pictus (painted urchin) is the source of this 6239-nucleotide messenger RNA. RefSeq names its product conserved oligomeric Golgi complex subunit 5-like. NCBI's taxonomy places the organism in Eukaryota, Metazoa, Echinodermata, Echinoidea, Temnopleuroida, Toxopneustidae. Gene Ontology annotation, cellular component: COG complex. Gene Ontology annotation, biological process: intra-Golgi vesicle-mediated transport. The coding region runs from base 103 to 2526 and encodes 807 amino acids. The record is from RefSeq and is a predicted model, not a curated record. The transcript is spliced from 20 exons.
GCCCCGGUCCUGAAUUUUCGCGACCGGUACAGUUAGGCUUACGUGGCGAUGAUUUAACUCUCAAGUAAUACUCCACUGAUUGUUAUUUAUAUUUGAGGAAACAUGGAGGAUGCAUUAUUGAAAAAGCUUACGGAAGAUGAAACUUUCCUGGAGUUUGUGUCAGCUGACUUUGAUGUGCGGGAUCACACCAAUAGGGUCAUGCAAACGAUGGCCAUAUCUGAUCAGCUGGCCAAAAUGGCUGAAGGAAUCAGCCUUUUGGACAAGGAAUUGCAUGCCCAGGUUGGAGCACAUCACGAAGAUUUGCUAUCACAGGCUACAGGAAUCGAAACACUAGAAGGCGUCCUACAAAUGAUGCAGACAAGGAUUCAAUCAUUACAAGCAGCUGUAGAAAGGAUUCAAACAAAGAUUGUUGAGCCAUACAACAAGAUAGUUGCAAGGACAGCACAGCUCAGAAGGCUUCAAGAGGCUUGUGAUCUGUUAAGACGAAUCAUCAGAAUCUUGUACCUUAGUAAGAGACUUCAUGGACAGCUUCAGGGUGGAGCUAGGGAGAUUACUAAAGCUGCUCAGAGUCUCAAUGAACUAGACUACCUCUAUCAUGGAGUAGAUCUGGCAGGGAUCGAGGUGAUAGAGCAGGAUACACUCUUCAUCAGGAAAGCUCGUAAGGAUGUCGAGAAACAGGCGCAGAAGAUGCUUCAACAAGGCAUGGAAACACAGAACCAGACACAAGUUGCCACAUCCCUGCAAGUGUUUCACAAUCUUGGAAGCUUGAAGGAUACCGUACAGGCCGUCGUUGGUCAGUGCGAGAAGGCUCUGAGGCAGAACAUCAAGGAUGCUUUAGAUGUCCAGGUUCUUAGUCAUACGACUGUGCCGGCUGGUAAAGGACCCGGGAAGGCAGCCAUGCCCGCUCCUGGGAACACACCGGCAUUCAGAGCUACCCUGUGGACGAACCUUGAGAAACUGAUGGACCAAAUACAUGCUGCUUGUGGACAGGUGAAUCAUUUACAGAAAGUGUUGGUCAAGAAAAGAGAUCCAGUGACCCAUGUCUGCUUUAUGGAUGAGCUGCAGAAGGAUGGUCGUGGAAAUAUAAUGCUCUCAUUCUGGAUGUCCCUAACACAACUGAUGAAGGAAGAUUUUGGAGAAUUGGCCAAUGCAUCAACUUUCAUCAAACAGGCCUUUGAAGGGGAGUAUCCCAAACUUCUCAGACUAUACAAUGACCUGUGGAAAAGGCUAGAACAGUUCAAUAUUGUUUCUGUAGCAACAUCACUAGUCGACGCCCAGGGGGUUUCUCAGUCACCUGUCGUUGAUAUGUACGUUGGUCUCAAAGUUGAAGAGGAUUAUAGCCCUGAGAAAGCCUUGAAGGAGUCCCUGUUCAUCUUUGAGACGGCAUACCUCUCAAGGUCCUUAUCACGUCUCUUUGAUCCAAUCAACCUGGUCUUCCCUAGUGGAGCAGCGUACCCCCCAUCGGAGAGUGAGGUGGAGAACAUCGCCAAGACAAUCCAGAGUGAGCUGAGUGUAGCCAGUGUAGACUCCAACCUGAGCAUACUUGUUGCCAAGAACGCUUCUAAGACUGUCAACCUCUACGUCAAUAAAUGUGAACAACUGCUGUGUACCGAUGGUGAUGCUAGUCAGGUGAUAGCGCCCCCUACUGCCGGUCAAGCUAAGAAUGCAGCUGUGGUGAAUUCCCUCUACCAGUUCCAUCAUGCCAUCAGUAAGGUCACACAGGCCCUUGGAGCUUACCCCGAGAAUGCCAUUUCUAUCGUCGAGGGCUCCCUUCAGAUCGUAGUAACCAUGAUGAGUAACGCUAUCCAGCCUCUGUUAGCAUCCAUUGCUGAUUCUAUUGAAGCCAUUAUUCUAACCAUGCACAGUGAAGACUUUAAAACUGCACCUGUUCCUAAGGAUUCCCCCGAUGCUCCAUGUUCCCUGUAUAUGAGAGAGUUACAAGGGUUCAUCGCUAGAGUACAAGGGACUUAUCUCUCUCAAUUCAACUGCACGGAUUUCAUAAUAGACAGUUUACACAGCAUAGCAUGUGAAGCCAUUGAACUGUUCGUAAGACAUGCCAGUCUGCUUCGACCUCUCGGUGAAGGAGGCAAACUGAGAUUAGCUGCUGAUUUUGCUCAGAUGGAGUUAGCUAUUACGCCUCUGUGCAGACGACCUUCCGACCUAGGUCGACCUUACAAACUCCUGAGAGCCUUCAGACCAAUGCUCUUCCAAACACCAGAACACAUCUCAAGCAGUUCAGCGUUAGGAGACAUCAUCCCGUAUUCUACCAUCCUCCAGUUCCUCUUUGCUAGGGCUCCCUCAGAACUCAUGUCACCUCAUGAGGUUGCUGGAUGGUCCACCUCUAGAUAUUCCCAGUGGAUGAGUGAACACACAGCCGAGAAAGAGAGGCUUGCAUUAAUCAAAGGUACGCUGGAGGCCUAUGUUCAAUCUGUGAGGCAAAGACAAGGGAAGGAGUUUGCCAGUAUCUACCCAGUCAUGGUCGAUCUCUUACAAGCUGGACUCAAAGCUGUCGAAAAGAAAACAUGAUCUACAUGUACAAACUCUGUUCUGAAGGAUGAGGUUGUCUGAACCCACUCUCCAAUCUUCAUCUGUAGAGCGUGCAUUUCGGAAGUGGUGUUUACAUGAGAACUGUCAAGCUGUCGAGAAGAACGGUUGAUCUACAAACUCUCUUCUGAAGGAUGAGAUCGUCUGAACAUGUGCUCCCGUCUACAUCCGUACAGUAUGUAUAUUGGAAGUGGUGUUUACACAAGCCCUUUUGUGUGAAGAUGACUGGAAGGGACUAUCGAAGCAAAGCUUUUUUUCUUCCUGAACAUCUUAACCAUAAGAUGUGAUCUUAGAUGGUACAUGUAGACAUGUAGGGCAGAAUUAUUAUUGAGAUGUAGAACAUUCCAGAAUUUUUAUGGUAAUUUUCAUGUAAUGUACAAAGUACAUUCCUACGUUUCUCUUUACUGCAAAUGUAUUCUGACAUGACAGACUAGGCAAUGUGGCCUACGCCAAGCUGCAUAAUCCAAGCUACAUGGUAGAUGUUAUGAAUUGAUGUAGAGGUUCAAAGUUUGAGCCUUGCUCACAUAUUUUGGAUAAUGAUGCUAAAGGUUGCCCCCAGAUGUAAACAAAAAUUACAUAUGAUUGAAACAUGUCUGUUAAAUCUCGGUUACACACAUAAGUAUUCAUACACAAAGGGGGUCAAGAAACCAUUAUUAACAUGAGACCCUCGUGUAGAAGACCUUUUUAUGUUGUAUUUAUUUCUCAUGUAGAAGACUUAAAUGUAAAAAGAGAAGUUAAAUGUACCGUGUUGAAUAACCCGGUCCACUAUCGGUGUGGUCCAUGCAUUGUUAUUUCACGCUGAACCCACAUCUCAAAUCUCAUAAAAAGUACUUAUUAAUCAAAAUUAAUUAAUUAGGAUGAAACAUUGAUUUUUUUUCAAUAAUAUGCUCUCUGUGUUAAUAAAUUUCAAUUAACCUCUAACUUUCACAUAAAUCUCUAUGGAAUUACAGAAAGUUUUUUAGUACUCACAUCAAUUGAGACAAUCGACCGGGUUGCAAUAAGAGAAGAAUAUCAGGCAGGGGGGAUGACUGCCCGCCCCGAUGGUUUUUCAACUAAUGGAAAAAAGAGGGAAAAAGAGUGGGAUGGUUAAUAAAGGGAAGAAAGAAAGAUACAGAAUAUUAAAAAAAAAUAUCAGGGCCAUGCAACCCUAUAAUGUCUCUAUAAUUCAAUUGAGAUAUAAAUAUGGCAUUGCCCUUAGUCUUCUCCCCCCCCCCUGGGGCUGCCCCUCAAUACAACCAAUUAUUGUUUCAUUUCUCUUUGGCAGCAAUUGAAAAAAAGAGGAUUUGUGUUAAAUCCUACAAUCUUGGCAAUUAAAUGUUUUUAUUCUCAGUUCUGACCUCCGUGCUGAGAGACUGAUUUCUUGAGGCUGCUUUAUAUGGUCAUUUCUUUCCAAAGGUUUCCCUAAUAAUGUGUCAUUCAUGCAGUGACAUAGCAAUGCACAGGGCUCUUUGCGUAACCAAUUGAAAGUGAUUUUAUUCUCCUUUCGAAGCCCCCAUGUAGUUUUCCCAGGGGGGCCAGUCAAAUAUAUUGCUGUACGUGCAUGACCAAAAAACACGUUUAUUAAGGAGUGUUUUUUCAGUUUUGGACGAGGGCCACGCAUGGACUCGUAAAGGGUAUUUAAAAAAAGAGUGGUUUUGAAAGACUGGUCAGUGGUCAAUUGUUUGGUCAAACGUAUUAAAGUUUUUUUUUUCCAAAGAUUUUUUUUAGGGGUCAUAUUCCCAACAACAACUCAUUUAGGGGCCAAAGUGUGUAAAUGAAGCCCCUGAAAAACUUGUUUUGGGGGUUAUUUUGCACACAGAGAAAAACUUGUUUAGGGGGUGUUUGGAAAUAAUUUGGUCAUGCAUGUGUACAGCAAUACAUUUGACUGCCCCCCCACGCGUGGGGUUAGUUAUGGCCGCCAAGAUUACACAUUGAUUUGGAGUCAAAUUUCAUGUUCAGAAUAUUAGUAGAUUUGAUCAAUUUUGCCUUUGUAAAUAAGAAUAUUUAUGUAUAUUUUUACGAUGCAUUUUUUAGUCCAGUCAAAAUAAGCCAUGAAAACUAAAAAUGCAAUACCGUUUUAUUUGGACCGUCUUAUCGCUGAUCAGCCAAUGAUCAUUGUUAGCCUGUUUGAGUAUUUCAUGAACAUUUCAUGAAACAGAUAGCCAGUGAUUUUCACUGACUAUUGUUAUAAGUUACUGAAAUCCUUGCAUCUGAUUGGCUCAGAGCAAAUCCGUCCGUGAAAAUCAUUGACAUUAUGCUUUAUGAAACAUUCCCCAGACCAUACUGCUGUAUCCUUCAAGGUUAAGUCCACCCCAACAAAAAAAAGGUGAUUUUAAUAGUGUAUGAAUCAUACAAUACUUCAAAUUUUGCAGUUUGAAACUAAAGCAACUUUUUUAUUGAAUCACAAUAUAUUACAACAAUGACAAUUCCACAUGGUUAGGGAAGAAUUAAAAUAUUCACAUUGUUAUGAUGAAAAAUUUAGAUAUGUCAUAUUUCAAAGAGUAAAAUACAAAGGAAAUAGUGAGUGCAUCAUUUCCCUCAUUUGCAUACCAAAAAGGAAAAUUAAGCGGAACUUGUUAAAUUUGCAUCGUAUCCGAAGAAAUUUUCUAUAUUAUACUUAUUUGAUUGUCUUUCAAUUACAUUUAAACCAACCUUUUGUUCGGAUGGACUUCCUGUAAAGAGUAUUAUUAAAAAUAACUAUAAUAUUGCAUUCCUAAAUUGUUCCUGAUAUUCGGGUACUUCAAUUAUUACAUUAUAGCUGGGGCUGUUUCAUAAAGCUGUUCCAAAUUCAGUUAUUUUGACUGGACUUUUUGUUAUUAAAUGACUGUCUGAUUUUGCCUCUGUGUAUUUAUUUCUUGUUUAUAUGAAAAUAUAUAUAUAUAUAUGUUUUUGUCACACUCCAUUCAUUUUGCACUAUCCAUUGGCACUCUCUCUUGGUCAUUUUUCUACAUGUUCACUAAAAUAAAAUCCCUGUCGAAAUUAAAUCAUCAUGUCUAGGGUCACAUCCUAACCGGGUCAAAAUGACCAGGGAAUAAGGUCAGAGGUUACCACUAUAUCAUAUCUGGUCAUUUCUGUGUUGCAUCUGAAGAGGGUGUGGCGCCAAAUGAAUUUAUUUCCAGGUCUACUCGAUCCCAAGUAAUUUUUUUUCUCAUUUCUUUAAUAAUUGAUUACCAUUUCAACAUCCAUAAAAUCAGUUUUCCGUUUAUCUGAGACAUUUUCAAAAGUUCAAAAAUUUGGAGCCAAGUAUGGAAAUAUUUUAUUCUAUUCACAUUGACUUUCAAAUUGUUUCUUGAAGGGUAUCGCAAAGUAAGUGUCCCUAGAACUACACAAGUUUAGUUGUCCUUACCCAUACAAAUGCAAAUCGGGGAAAAUUUUAGUGUCAAGACAAGAUAAAUACGUGAUUUUUUUCUGAUGAUAUUUUGCUAAUUUUAAGUUACAGAAAUAGGCUUCCAAAUAAAUAAGUGAUAAUUCAUUAAUAAAGGGCCAAAACUAUAACGAUAAGUAUAUAAGACGUGUGGAUGUGCAUUAUGGUUAGAUUUAAAAUCAUUCACUGAUUGUGAUAUGUUGUUUUCAAAUCAUUAUACUUAUUUUGAAUAUAAACCAUUGAUUUUUUAGAUGAUGAAAAAUGUUUAUCAUGGAAGGAUGUUUUUAGCUUGAAAAUCAUGUUUACUUCAUUUCAAUUCUGCUGAAAAGGCUUUGAGCCUACCCCCCCCCCC